AUGGCUACUAUGUUUACAUCAUGGAGUCCAGACAAGAAACAUACCGACGUUGAAAGAUGGAUCUGCGUUUAUCCAGCUUAUUUAAAUAGUAAAAAGACACUUGCCCAAGGUCGCAGGCUUUCAAAAGACAUAUGUGUAGAAAACCCUACUCAUCAAGAAAUAAGAGAUGUUCUAAUUGGAACUGGUUUGCGUAUUGGAGUUGAAAAUAAGCUGUAUCCACGUGAACGUAGUAAAGAAAUGUUACAUAGAGGUCGCAUUCGUGUUGAGAUAAAAAAUGAUGAUGGCACACCGAUCAAACCUGAAUAUGCUACUAGAGAAUCUGUUAUGAAAUACAUUGCAGAGUCUAUACCGAAAUUAAAAACUCGUCAAAAUAGACCUGCAGACCAACAGCCUCAAGCUGUUCAACAAGGCAGCAAUAAGAGUAAAGGAAAGAAAGGAAGGCGC
Molecule: messenger RNA, 444 nt
Organism: Brenthis ino (lesser marbled fritillary)
Lineage: Eukaryota; Metazoa; Arthropoda; Insecta; Lepidoptera; Nymphalidae
Source: the annotation of a GenBank genome assembly